Stylophora pistillata is the source of this 4106-nucleotide messenger RNA. RefSeq lists its product as uncharacterized. Gene Ontology annotation, molecular function: ubiquitin protein ligase activity; protein binding. Gene Ontology annotation, biological process: ubiquitin-dependent protein catabolic process; protein polyubiquitination. The record is from RefSeq and is a predicted model, not a curated record. NCBI's taxonomy places the organism in Eukaryota, Metazoa, Cnidaria, Anthozoa, Scleractinia, Pocilloporidae.
GAUUAGAUAAAUCUAAGUGUUUCAACUGCUGUUGGUAGCGAUAUCAUUGUCAUUCAUUCACAGUAACAAGCACAAAGGAAAAUUGUAAUGGACAGCCUCUAUCAGUUUUGUUUUUAAACUUUGUUGUAAGUUUUCCAUCCUACAUCAGGGGCGCAAAUGUAAUAAUUUGACCUUGGAGAUUCAUGAUUCCAGCUUAUUUUAGCCCAAUAGUUUCUGAUUCAUUCACGAUUUUUUAUCUCCAAACCUUAAACACGAUAAUUCAUGCUUCCUUCUGAUUGAUCUCCUAUGAUUCGUGAUUCAUGCUUCCACUCCCCCACUGAACGUUACAGCGAGGCAACAGUCGCAAGAGAAGUAAUAACGACUCGCAUUUUUGCUAUCAUCAAUGAGUUUUUAGAAGCCCCUCCCCCCACUCUGAAAGCUCUAUAAUUCAUCACAACGCUAAGGGCUUAUUGGAGUUGUUCGUUCGUCACGCAGUCAUCCAGAUCGUUUGUUGCGUGAUGUUGGUUGCCUUGGGUCCUUGAGGGUUUGAGUGCCUGGCAACAUGGACAACGCUGACUUAGAAAGGCUCUCCAUUUCUCCAGGAAAACUAUCGCCGAAAUUCCAUCCUAACACGACUGAAUACUCGGUUACUCUUGGAAGUGAUGUUAGUCAGAUCAAAGUCGAUCCACUGACAAGUGAUUCCGGGGCAUCGUACUCUAUUUCGGGAAGUGGUGGUGGAAAGACGGUCUCUCUCAAAGAAGGAGAAGUCACUCCCGUUAAAGUAGAAGUAACUGCAGAAGAUGGAAGCACAAUAAAAAAUUAUUUCAUUCACGUUACGCGGUUGUCUGCAAGUGAUGCGUCCCUCUCCGAACUCAAACUUUCCAUUGGUCUUCUUUCUCCAAAUUUUGCUUCCAACAUUACAAGUUACUCUACUUUUGUUCCGUUUUCUUGCUCUUCUGUUGAAAUAACUCCCGCCGUAGCUGAUAAGAAAACUGCAGUCAAAGUUAAUGGAACUGAAUCGAAAGAACCAACAGCUUUGAGAUAUGGCGACACAGUUGUUGAAGUUGAGGUAACCUCACCGGACACCACCAAUAAACGAACGUAUUUGUUGGUGGUCUCAAGAUUGAAGCUCCCAAGACCGAUUGAAUUUUCAGACGAGAAGCAACAACUGAGGUUUCAAUGUCCCGUUUGUCUAGGAAUUCUCUAUCGUCCAAAGUCCAUCAAAGAUAGUGACCCCAAGCAUGUCUUCUGUAAGUGCUGCAUCGAUGAAUUAACGCGAACCUCAAAGGUGGACCCGUUGGACGGUUCCCCUCUGGCUGAUAUAUGGCGUACUGACGAAUAUGAACUAGACAAGGAGUUAUCUUCCCAACAGGUGUUCUGUGUUUACAAGCACUGGGGUUGUGGUGUCGAAGUUAAGCUUUGUGAUCUGGGGUCUCAUGUUCUGCAGUGUGAUUUUAGACCUGCUGCAGUGGAGAAAGGUGGACAGCUAGUCCCAACUAAGGAUUUAGAAGAAAAGUCAAAGGAGGCUUCUAAAGGUUGCACUGACUGUAACCGACCAGUGCGAAGUUCUGAGCUGGAGGAACACAAGACUUUCAUGUGUACCAGUAAACAUACCAACACCGGUGUAAGGCACAAGUCUGAAGUAAGAGCAUGGGAGAAAAGGCUACAUGUGGAAACAAAUGAAAAAUCUGCUGAUAAGUUGGCUAAGACUGCUGAAGAGCAAAUCAAUGAAUGCUUCAAAGUUUUACCACAGCAUGGAAAUGCGGGUCAUUAUGAUGGAGAAAUUUCUCCAUUGAGGUAUCUUGAGAGGGCAGCAGAGUGGCUUGCAACAGCCAUCAAGUUAUCACCUAAAAAGGCAGAUCUUCAUUUUCAAUUGGGGCAGGUAUUAGAGGAGCAACAUUAUGUGCAGGAUGUGUAUGGUAUCAAACCUGAAAAAUCAUCUGAUGAUGAGGAGAUGGAUUUCAAUAUGAUAUCCAAGGAGAGCUCAAAAGAGGAUGAUAUUCAAGCCAUCUGUGAGUUGCGCGGAGCAGGACGGAAUGCUCCCCUGGCCCUUCAGUUGAAAGCUAUCGAUGAAGAGUAUCACUACUUGCUGGAUCAAGGACAGUCUGACAGAGCAGACUAUGUUCAGAAGCUGUAUGGAUGGAAAUCAAAACAGGCUACGCAGAAUAAAACGGCUCAGCUGGCAAGCAAUGAGGAAGAACCCCUCGGCAAAGCCUACCUAAAAUACUUAGAUGCCCUGGUCAAUGGAGCUGAUAAUCACUUGUACAACUUGCAUGUUGGCAGAAUGCUUCUGCUUCAAAGCAAACCAGAAGAAGCUGUAUCUCGUCUUCAAGUGGCUGUUGGACUAAAGCCCACCAGUCUUGAGGCAAGAUUUUACCUUGGCUUGGCUUUGGGCCAACAAAAAGAUGGACCUGGCAAAAGAAAAGAGGAAGCUGUAAAAUAUCUGUCUGAAGGGAUUGAGCAUCUGCUGAACCAAAUGACCGUCGAUGCAAAUGACCCAAGCAAGGAAAAUAAAAAAUGGCAACAGAUAACUCUAUCGUCCAACAACUUGUCAAGACCUGAUAAUGUACAGUGGCUUCAGGGAUGUAGUGUCCUCAGCAACGUGUGCAAACAAAUGACAACACCACCUUCAGGUGUUAUGUCCAGAGUAAACGCCCUUCAUACCGCUGCCAUGCUUGCCUCUCACGUUUUGACGCACCUUGUAGCCAGAGGGGACACUUAUCAUCAGGUUGAGUGGGUAUUAUAUGAGACUCAUUUCACUCUCCUCCAAAUGAAACUGGAUGAUGCUAAGAGUAAAGGGAAUCAAAAGAAUGGCGAAAUUUCUUCUUUUUGCGAGAAUUUGUCUGCUCUACUCAACUGCUCGGUCAUUCCGCCCGGAAAACAAAUUCUUGAACUGAAAGAAAAGACCUGCCAGCAAGCUGUGCUACUUCAGUCAUGUAACAGCUGUGCCCUGUACCGCUUGGGUGAUGCCCAGCUAAGCCUCUAUGACAAUGAUGACCCUACUUCUGCUAAUGCUAAGCAGACUCUCGAGGAGGCUGAGCUGAGUUAUCGAGCAAGCAUUGAGCUUGAGGGUUCCCCUUCUUUUGGUGGAGAGAUGCCAGCAAAGAUCACUGAUCAACGGUGGUUCAAAGAACAGAAAGCGAAGAAAGAGGCAGAAAAGAAAGCAGCAGCGGCAGGGGGAACUCCUCAGAAGACAGCUUCAUCCCCAGCAGGUAAAGCGGCAUCCCCUGCUGGGCGUGGUGGCAACCAAGCGGGAAGAGGUUCAUCAACACCAACACGCGGUAAACCUGCUGUUGGAGGAAGGGGCAGCUCACCUUCCACUAGAGGUGGAGCUGCUGCAGCAAAAGCAUCAUCUGGUGUAGCUCGCGGCAAGACGUCUCCGACAAAACCUUCUGGUACAGCAGGGAGGGGUGGUGGCACAGCUGGGAGGAGUGCUGCCAGAGGAGGGAGCAAUAUAACUACCAACAAACCAUCAGCUCAUAAAUCAGGGGCAUGCUCACCAACGAAGCAACCAGCCUCGUCCAAACAUUCAACACAAACAAAGCCAGUCGCACAGAGCCCAGUAACACGAUCCACGCCGGCCAAACCUGCCACGCCAAACCUUACCACUGAACAGAAGCCCAGCGGACCUCCCAACAAACCUUCCUACAACGCUCGUUUGGGAUUGGCUCGAGUGCUAAUGCGUAAGGGAGGUGAUAGCAUCAGUGAAGCUCAUACCCUGUAUGAAGAAGUCAUCUCAAUGGCACCGUCAGUUCACGAUGCUUACAUUGAGUUAGCAGACUCUUUGAUCAAGACCGACCCUAUGAAGGCUGUUGAUACCUACAGCGUGUACCCUUUUAAAGAGCCGCUGACGUUCGAUGAUGCAUACAUCUACGGUGAGAUGGUUCGUUUGUUGAUGAAGAAUGAGAAAUACGAUGAUCCUAGACUGGGUCCAAGUAUGAUCUCGCUUGGUAAAAUAAUGGGUCUCACUGUCUUGGAAAAGUACGUUGAAGCUCUAGACAAGACUUUCAAGUAUAGUAAACUGCUUAAGGAGGUGUAUGCUGGAGUUCAUGGUAAAAGCGUCGAUGAUUCGGAUUUGCAGCAGUUUUUCAAGUUUAAAUGUUGGGUUUGAGAAUGCAAGUGCCACA